Molecule: messenger RNA, 817 nt
Organism: Tarenaya hassleriana
Lineage: Eukaryota; Viridiplantae; Streptophyta; Magnoliopsida; Brassicales; Cleomaceae
Product: basic leucine zipper 43-like
Exons: 1
Coding region: 145-690 (181 amino acids)
Biological process (GO): regulation of DNA-templated transcription
Molecular function (GO): DNA-binding transcription factor activity
Source: RefSeq, a predicted model, not a curated record
UAUUCUUCACUCGAAAAUAAAAAAGUCUCUCUAGUAACCCAAGAAUCAUCAUAGCUUCUCUCUCUCUCUCUCUCUCUCUCUCUCUCUCUCUCUCUCUCUCUCUCUCUCUCUCCUGUAUAUAUCAGUAAGAGUCGGUUAACGAUCAUGAUUCCGGCGGAAUUCACCGGACUGUUACAAUAUGUAUCACCGGAAAAUGCGAUAGCAUUCCCGGCGGCGGAGUUCAACGUGAUCCAAACCAUCAUGCGGCCCUCACCAUCAUCAUCAUCUUCUAAUCUCAUGGUCAACGCCUCAUCCAACGGUCAAGAACUCGUGCCUUGGAGCCUAAGCAACAACUCAACAUCCGACGAAGAUCACCAGCAGAGCAUCAUCAUCGACGAGAGGAAACAAAGGAGGAUGAUCUCGAACAGGGAAUCUGCCCGAAGAUCGAGGAUGAGAAAGCAGAAACAUCUCGAUGAGCUUUGGUCUCAAGUGAUAGGGCUUCGCGACCAGAACCGCUGCCUCAUCGAUAAGCUGAUCCGCGUAUCAGAUAGCCACGACCGCGUCUUGAAAGAGAACUCGAGGCUCAAGGAGGAAGCCUCCGAUCUCCGACAACUUAUCACUGAAAUGCGAACCGACAAUAACGACAGCACGUGUCUCAGUUUUUUCAGAGAGCUCGAAGAUUUUGACCCUUCAAUCAAACUUUCGAUUUAGAGAGAGAGGGAGAUGGAUUUUGGUUGUCUUCUUAUCCGUUCCAAAGGUCGAUCGAUCUUUUAUGUAUUGCUUGUAUGAUGUUGAUAUAUUACACAGAUAUAUUAUAUAUAUAUAUAUAGUUCAUUAA